This is a messenger RNA of Cebus imitator (Panamanian white-faced capuchin), 2954 nucleotides long. RefSeq names its product cullin 2 (gene CUL2). Gene Ontology annotation, cellular component: SCF ubiquitin ligase complex; Cul2-RING ubiquitin ligase complex. The transcript has 21 exons. Bases 293 to 2530 code for a protein of 745 amino acids. The record is from RefSeq and is a predicted model, not a curated record. Gene Ontology annotation, molecular function: ubiquitin protein ligase binding. Gene Ontology annotation, biological process: SCF-dependent proteasomal ubiquitin-dependent protein catabolic process; protein ubiquitination. Lineage: Eukaryota; Metazoa; Chordata; Mammalia; Primates; Cebidae.
GGGUCGGGGAGCCGGGCUGCAGGCGCCGGGAAACUUCCCUUCCCGGUUAAUGGGUGGCGGGGCUGGGGCGGAGGAGAGGAGUUAGGGGCGACGAGGUCGGGGGAGAGGGAUGAAAGGGGGAGGCCCGGGAAGAUGGUGUCCUGUAAGUGACCUCGGCUCCCCAGAGCGCUGACCCCUGAGCCCUGCCACCCCCUGGACUGCAUCCCAGGCCUCCCCAACCCGAUCUUGGCCGCCUCUCCCUCGGCCCCAUUUUCCUCCGAAGGAGGGAAGAUUUCAACACUACACUUGCACAAUGUCUUUGAAACCAAGAGUAGUAGAUUUUGAUGAAACAUGGAACAAACUUUUGACAACAAUAAAAGCUGUGGUCAUGUUGGAAUACGUCGAAAGAGCAACAUGGAACGACCGCUUCUCUGAUAUCUAUGCUUUAUGUGUGGCCUAUCCUGAACCCCUUGGAGAAAGACUUUAUACAGAAACUAAGAUUUUUUUGGAAAAUCACGUUCGGCAUUUGCACAAGAGAGUUCUGGAGUCAGAAGAACAAGUACUUGUUAUGUAUCAUAGGUACUGGGAAGAAUACAGCAAGGGUGCAGACUAUAUGGACUGCUUAUAUAGGUAUCUCAACACCCAGUUUAUUAAAAAGAAUAAAUUAACAGAAGCGGACCUUCAGUAUGGCUAUGGUGGUGUAGAUAUGAAUGAACCACUUAUGGAAAUAGGAGAGCUAGCAUUGGAUAUGUGGAGGAAAUUGAUGGUUGAACCACUUCAGGCCAUCCUUAUCCGAAUGCUGCUUCGAGAAAUCAAAAAUGAUCGUGGUGGAGAAGACCCAAACCAGAAAGUAAUCCAUGGGGUUAUUAACUCCUUUGUUCAUGUUGAACAGUAUAAGAAAAAAUUCCCCUUAAAGUUUUAUCAGGAAAUCUUUGAGUCUCCCUUUCUGACUGAAACAGGAGAGUAUUACAAACAAGAAGCUUCAAAUUUAUUACAAGAAUCAAACUGCUCACAGUAUAUGGAAAAGGUCCUAGGUAGAUUAAAAGAUGAAGAAAUUCGAUGUCGAAAAUACCUGCAUCCAAGUUCAUACACUAAAGUGAUUCAUGAAUGUCAGCAACGAAUGGUAGCAGACCACUUACAGUUUUUACAUGCAGAAUGUCAUAAUAUCAUUCGACAAGAGAAAAAAAAUGACAUGGCAAAUAUGUACGUCUUACUCCGUGCUGUGUCCACUGGUUUACCUCAUAUGAUUCAGGAGCUGCAAAACCACAUCCAUGAUGAGGGCCUUCGAGCAACCAGCAACCUUACUCAGGAAAACAUGCCAACACUAUUUGUGGAGUCAGUUUUGGAAGUACAUGGUAAAUUUGUUCAGCUUAUCAACACUGUUUUGAACGGUGAUCAGCACUUCAUGAGUGCGUUGGAUAAGGCACUUACAUCAGUUGUAAAUUACAGAGAGCCCAAGUCUGUUUGCAAAGCACCUGAACUGCUUGCUAAGUACUGUGACAACUUACUGAAGAAGUCGGCGAAAGGGAUGACAGAGAAUGAAGUGGAAGACAGGCUCACCAGCUUCAUCACGGUGUUCAAAUACAUUGAUGACAAGGACGUCUUUCAAAAGUUCUACGCAAGAAUGCUGGCAAAACGUUUAAUUCAUGGGUUAUCCAUGUCUAUGGACUCUGAAGAAGCCAUGAUCAACAAAUUAAAGCAAGCCUGUGGUUAUGAGUUUACCAGCAAGCUACAUCGGAUGUAUACAGAUAUGAGUGUCAGCGCUGAUCUCAACAAUAAGUUCAACAAUUUUAUCAAAAACCAAGACACAGUAAUAGAUUUGGGAAUUAGUUUUCAAAUAUAUGUUCUACAGGCUGGUGCGUGGCCUCUUACUCAGGCUCCUUCAUCUACAUUUGCAAUUCCCCAGGAAUUAGAAAAAAGUGUACAGAUGUUUGAAUUAUUUUAUAGCCAACAUUUCAGUGGAAGGAAACUUACAUGGUUACAUUAUCUCUGUACAGGUGAAGUUAAAAUGAACUAUUUGGGCAAACCGUAUGUAGCCAUGGUUACAACAUACCAAAUGGCAGUUCUUCUUGCCUUUAACAACAGUGAGACGGUCAGUUAUAAAGAGCUUCAAGACAGCACUCAGAUGAAUGAAAAGGAACUGACAAAAACAAUCAAAUCAUUACUUGAUGUGAAAAUGAUUAACCAUGAUUCAGAAAAGGAAGAUAUUGAUGCAGAAUCUUCGUUUUCAUUAAAUAUGAACUUCAGCAGUAAAAGAACAAAAUUUAAAAUUACUACAUCAAUGCAGAAAGACACACCACAAGAAAUGGAGCAGACUAGAAGUGCUGUCGAUGAGGACCGGAAAAUGUAUCUCCAAGCUGCUAUAGUUCGUAUCAUGAAAGCACGAAAAGUGCUUCGGCACAAUGCCCUUAUUCAAGAGGUGAUUAGCCAGUCAAGAGCUCGGUUUAAUCCCAGUAUCAGCAUGAUUAAAAAGUGUAUUGAAGUUCUGAUAGACAAACAGUACAUCGAACGCAGCCAGGCGUCGGCAGAUGAAUACAGCUACGUCGCGUGAUGUCGCUCUCCCCCAGCGUGGUGUGAGAAGAUCAUUGCCAUCACCAUUUGGUGUGUUCCUGUGGGAAAAAGCAGGCCUGUGCCUCCAUAAUUUGGUCAUUUGGCAGCCCCUGUUUUCUGCUGUUUACAACAUCACCAGUGCCACGUCAUGAGCGUCAAAGAAAAUGCCUAGAGAUAUUUCAAGCUCAUGUCAUGAUGACAUUUCUUAAAACUUUAUUAAAAGAAUGAGUGAAGUAUUGCUGAAAUGUGGAAAGUUGGUUGGGUACCAUGCUUUUUCUCCCCUUCACGUUUGCAGUUGAUGUGGUUUUUUUUUUUUUUUAAUGUAUCUUAAAGGACAUAAAAUUUAAAAACUUAAAUAUUGUAAUAUGACAGAUAACCUAAUAAUUGUAUCUACAUUAAAAUGACAAACAUGAUACUGCUGCUUG